UCCAUGUGGAAGACAAAACGAAGCACGGUGAAGGGUUAUUUCCUGGCUGGAGGAAAGAUGGUUUGGUGGCCUGUGGGUGCGUCCCUGUUUGCUAGUAAUGUUGGGAGUGGGCAUUUCAUAGGCCUGGCUGGAUCAGGGGCAGCGUCGGGAAUCGCUGCUACGGCGUAUGAGUGGAACGGAAUGUUUUGUGUUUUGGUGCUGGCCUGGCUAUUUCUUCCUAUUUACAUAGCAGCUGGGGUUACAACCAUGCCUGAGUACUUACAGAAACGCUUUGGUGGCAAAAGAAUACAGAUCUUCCUGGCAAUUCUCUAUUUGUUUAUCUAUAUAUUCACCAAAAUAUCAGUUGAUAUGUAUGCUGGGGCCCUGUUCAUUCAGCAAGCCUUACGCUGGGACCUCUACGUUGCUGUCAUAGGUCUGCUGGCAAUCACUGCUGUUUACACUGUUGCAGGUGGCCUGGCAGCUGUGAUUUACACAGACACUCUGCAGACUGUCAUCAUGCUGGCUGGGGGAUUAACUCUUAUGGGGUUCAGCUUUGUUAAAAUUGGUGGGCUUGAAAGUUUGCAGGCCAAAUACUUUAAAGCCAUUGCUAGUAGCCACAAAGGAAACAGUAGCUGUGGCUUACCAAGAGAAGAUGCCUUCCACAUUUUCCGAGACCCUGUCACCUCUGACCUUCCCUGGCCAGGAGUUCUGAUUGGAAUGACCAUCCCAUCUCUGUGGUACUGGUGUACAGAUCAGGUCAUUGUUCAAAGGUCCCUUGCAGCUAAAAACCUCUGUCAUGCCAAAGGAGGUUCGUUGUUGGCCUCCUAUCUGAAAAUUUUGCCUCUCUUCAUGAUGGUGAUGCCAGGCAUGAUCAGCCGGGUUCUCUUCCCAGACCUGGUGGCUUGUGCAGACCCAGAAAUCUGUCGGAAAAUCUGUGGCAACCCAUCUGGCUGUUCUGAUAUUGCUUACCCCAAACUGGUCAUAGAACUGCUGCCUCUCGGGCUCAGGGGCCUCAUGAUGUCAGUGAUGAUUUCAGCACUUAUGUCCUCCCUGACUUCCAUCUUUAACAGCUCCAGCACCAUAUUCACCAUGGAUCUCUGGCGGCACUUCCGGCCCCGUUCUUCUGAGUGGGAACUUAUGCUUGUCGGCAGGGUGUUUGUGCUGCUGCUCGUGGUGGUGUCGAUUCUGUGGAUCCCGCUGGUUCAGGCCAGCCAAGGGGGACAGCUAUUCAUUUAUAUCCAGACAAUCAGCUCCUACCUACAGCCCCCUGUGGCCAUGGUUUUCAUCCUGGGCUGUUUCUGGAAGAGAACGAAUGAAAAGGGGGCGUUCUGGGGCCUGCUGACUGGCAUGCUGCUGGGCUUCAUCCGGCUGGUGCUGGACUUUAUCUACUUGCAGCCCCAAUGCGGGGAGCCAGACCGCCGGCCGGCCGUGGUGAGAUAUGUGCACUACCUGUACUUCUCCAUGAUCCUCAGUGUCAUCACGACAGUCACUGUGGUGGUCGUGAGCCUGCUCACAGAACCUCCCUCGGAAGAAAUGAUCAGUCAUCUCACCUGGUUCACACGCUGGGAUCGACCAGCCAAGAAACACCCAGCAGUCAGUACUUCUCCUGAUACUGGAAGUGGCGUAUGUAAGUCUGAGUGUCUGCCUGCCCAGCUCGAUAUUAGCGUUGUUCCUGAAAAUAUUUCCAAUGACAAUACAAGCGUGACUGGUACUCGGAAAGGGUCUAAACCGAUGAGAGUCUUCUUGUGGCUCUGUGGGAUGGAGAGCAAACAAGAACAUCCUCCUGAGAACACAGCUCCUACCGGCCCUGAACGUGCUGUGGCUUCAUUGGAUGAGCAGCCUUUGGUGAAACACAUUCUGAACAUCAACUUGAUACUAUGCGUAUGUGCCGGCAUCUUCCUCUGGGGCUACUUCGCAUAGCAGCUUGCCAGAUGAUUCAAGGGACACCGUCAGCUAAUCUUAGGCCCCCAA
Messenger RNA from Terrapene triunguis (Three-toed box turtle), 1950 nucleotides. RefSeq names its product solute carrier family 5 member 11 (gene SLC5A11). Gene Ontology annotation, molecular function: D-glucose:sodium symporter activity. Gene Ontology annotation, biological process: transmembrane transport. The transcript is spliced from 14 exons. The record is from RefSeq and is a predicted model, not a curated record. NCBI's taxonomy places the organism in Eukaryota, Metazoa, Chordata, Testudines, Emydidae. Gene Ontology annotation, cellular component: plasma membrane. The coding region runs from base 4 to 1899 and encodes 631 amino acids.